This is a messenger RNA of Parastagonospora nodorum SN15, 246 nucleotides long. RefSeq lists its product as hypothetical. The record is from RefSeq and is a predicted model, not a curated record. The transcript is spliced from 2 exons. NCBI's taxonomy places the organism in Eukaryota, Fungi, Ascomycota, Dothideomycetes, Pleosporales, Phaeosphaeriaceae. The coding region runs from base 1 to 246 and encodes 81 amino acids.
AUGACGAUUACAGACCCAGAACAAUACCCCCUCCCACCAACUAACAAUGUACCCAACAAUCCACUCCCCGCCCUAGUCUACCGCAACGUCCUUCCCACCCCAUACACUUCCGAAUCUGCAAAACAGCUCUGCGAAAGCCAUGGCUGGGAGAAACGCCUAUCAUACAAGGCUCAUCCCGCCUCGUCCUCGGCCGUCCCAGACCUAUCGACGGUGUCGAAGGCAAAGGAGGCGUGGAAUUCGACGUGA